Molecule: messenger RNA, 3096 nt
Organism: Closterium sp. Naga37s-1
Lineage: Eukaryota; Viridiplantae; Streptophyta; Zygnematophyceae; Desmidiales; Closteriaceae
Source: the annotation of a GenBank genome assembly
AUGGGUUCCCUGUGGUGGCGUCAUGGGUUCCCUGUGGUGGCGUCAUGGGUUCCCUGUGGUGGGGCAGCAUUGGAUGUGUGGGCUGGGCGUGGUUUGUCCCCCUCCUGGUCAGAUCUCCCUUCUCAUUCCCCUCUCUCCCUCUCAUCUCUCCCCCCUCUCUUCCCCCCCUCUCUGCCCCCCCUCUCUCCCCCAUCUCUCCCCCCUCUCCCUCCCAUCUCUCGCCCAUCUCCCGCCCAUCUCCCGCCCAUCUCCCUCCCAUCUCUCGCCCAUCUCCCGCCCAUCUCCCUCCCAUCUCUCGCCCAUCUCCCGCCCAUCUCCCUCCCAUCUCCCUCCCAUCUCCCGCCCAUCUCCCUCCCAUCUCUCGCCCAUCUCCCGCCCAUCUCCCUCCCAUCUCUCGCCCAUCUCCCGCCCAUCUCCCUCCCAUCUCUCGCCCAUCUCCCUCGAGCGCCCAGCGCCCUCACAGUGCUGGUGGCGGGGUGGGGUGCUGUGUGGUCUGGGCGCGGCUGGGCCCCCCUGAUCACCUCUCCUUUCUCUCCCCCUCCUCUCACUCCUCCCCCUCUACCUCCCCCUUUCUCGCUCUCCCAGAGCCCUUUCAGUGCUGGUGGCGGCGUAGGUGCUGUGUGUGUUCAGUGUUGGUGCUGCUUUGUCUCUCUGAUCGGCCCUCCCUUCUCAUUCCCUUCUCUCCCGCCUCGCGCUCCCCUCUCUUGCCCCUCGCUCACCCAGCGCCCUGGUUCACGAAGCUGCCCCUUGGUUCACUUCACAGUGCUGGUGGCAGCGUGGGUGCUGUGGGCUGGGCGUGGCAGCAUCGCUACUCUACUGGAAGCACUCACAGUACGAGGACUACACACUCAAGCUUACCCCGUUUCCUCUCUCGCCUCCUUCUCACUCCCCCUCCCCAGCGCCCUGGUUCACAGUGUUGGUGGCGGCAUGAGUGCUAUGUGGGCUGGUCGUGGCUGGGCCCCUUUUAUCACCUCUCCUUUCUCUCUCCUCCCCUACUAUCCCAGCGCCCUGGUUCACAGUGCUGGUGGCAGCAUCUCUGCUUUACUGGAAGCACUCGCAGUACGAGGAUCACAGGGAGGAGGCGCUGGGUCCCCCUGGUUCACAGUGCUGGUGGCGGCGUGGGUGCUGUGUGGUCUGGCCGUGGCAGCAUCGCUACUCUACUGGAAGCACUCGCAGUACGAGGAUCACAGGGAGGAGGCGCUGGGCGUGUGGUGCAAGGAGCGCGCCCUCAUGCUGCAGCAGCUCGUGCUCACACAUGUGGGGCAGAUGCAGACACUCACAGGCAUCAUCUCAGUGAUGGGAAGGCUGGGGCAGAGAGGCAAGUGGGAGCUGGACACGUGUUUGAACGGCAGCACGUGGGAGGCGUACCUCACUCGCACCGCCUAUGCUCGCCCCGGGAACACGGGGGCGUCUUCGUGCGUCUUUGUCACGGAUGAGGAGAGGGCUUCUUUCGAGCGACAACACGGCACCAUAAAAGACAACAACAAGAACGUCAGCGCCCACCGCCCCAUUUACUGCCCCAAGAUCCUCGAUUUCUCCACAGUCGUGGUAUCGAAUGGCUCGUGGCAUAUUGAUCUAAUGAAGCGCUUUUCCACGGAGAUUCCACUUGCUGUGGCGGGAAAACCGCUCUACACGUGGCCGUAUCCCAUGAGUACUCCUACCGACCAUGCGGGAUUCGGCUUGGGUUUUCCUCUUCGGCGCACUGUCUCUCCGACCAGUACAAGCAAGGCAGCUGCAUCGACAGUGUAUGGCACGCUUGCUACAUCUGUUGACGUGACAUCCAUCGCACAGAAGGUUCUAGAGGAGCUGUAUACACCUGACUCGUCAAAAUCGUUCGAGAUGUACGAUGUUACAGACCCGUCGUCUCUCUUCGCCAUCGUCUCUCCAGUCCCACCGCACGUCUACUUCCGCCCCAACGACCCUCGCCCCAACAUGCUGCCCUCUCCACUGUCCGAAACUCGCCCCUGGGAGGGACCGGCUGUAGUGCCUCUAGAAGAGCUGGGAGCAGGCGUACGCAAGUAUGAGGGUUGGUGCAGGUACACGCAGCCUCCCAACGCGUGGCAAUCGUGGGGCAUCCCCAUCCUCAUCGCCCUCUUCGCCCUCCUCCUCGUGCUGCUCGUGCUGCUGGCGGCAUGGAUCCAGCGAGCGCAGUUCUUCCAGACGCAGCAGCACAUGGCGGAGGCAGACAGGCUGAGGAAGGAAGCAGAGGACGCAGAGGCGUCUAAGAGCAUGUUUGUGGCGUGCAUGUCUCAUGAGCUGAGGACACCGAUGACGGGCAUAAUUGGCAUGCUCGAUGCUUUGGCAGACAUGACGCUCCAACCCCCUGACCUAUCAGACCUACUCACCGCACGGGGUUGUGCGACGGAUACGUUGCAUCUGGUCAACCGCGUGUUGGACCUGGCGAAGCUGGAGGCAGGCAGGGCAGUGGUGGAUGAGGCGGUGACUGAUGUGCGCCAGUGGCUGCAUGCCACCUUGGACCGCCACGCAGAGGCGGCACGCUCCAAAGGGAUUGAAUUUUGCGACAGUGUCGACGACGACGUUCCCACUUACAUUAUCGCGGACUCGAUGCACCUCUCUAAAGUUCUAAAAGAAAUCACAGACAACGCCGUGAAGUUCACGGAACAAGGCCAUGUGACAGUUCGGGUGUCGCUGGUGCCACUAGGGACAAGUUUGCAAGACGCCCUUCAUUGCCAGGGUCUCUCCACCGCCACCCCUCACGCACCCACGCCUGCUCUCACCAGCUCGGCGGCUGCCUGGAUUCUCUCUACCUUUCGCUGGCUGAAACAUGUCACCACAACACGGGCACUUCCAGCAGCAGCGGCAGCAGCAGCUGCAGAAGCAGAAGCAGCAAGUGCAUCGAGCAACGCACUACGUGGAGCGAGGGAGGGGAGGGGGAAUGCCAGGAGUCCUGAGUGGGAGAAUGGGCAGUGGUUGGGUGUGCUGGUGCUGUCGUGCCGGGAUUCGGGGUGCGGCCUGCCACCGUCUCUGCUCGGAGCUCAAGGCAGCAGGGAGGCGCCGCACUUCUCGCUUGCGGAGUUGCAUGAGGUAGGGAGUGGAUCAGGAGCAUCACUUGGGCUCGUGCUGAUGCAGCAGAUG